Messenger RNA from Saccharomycodes ludwigii, 1533 nucleotides. RefSeq names its product cruciform cutting endonuclease. The record is from RefSeq and is a predicted model, not a curated record. Gene Ontology annotation, cellular component: mitochondrion. Lineage: Eukaryota; Fungi; Ascomycota; Saccharomycetes; Saccharomycodales; Saccharomycodaceae. The coding region runs from base 1 to 1533 and encodes 510 amino acids. The transcript has a single exon. Gene Ontology annotation, molecular function: DNA endonuclease activity; flap-structured DNA binding; Y-form DNA binding.
AUGGGUGUUCCAAAAAAAUUAACAAACAGUGUUGAUUUAAUUGAAAGGUUUUGCAAGAAAUGUAAUGUAAAGCCUAUAAAAAAACUAUCGUUUUUAUUAGGUUCUAAUCUAGGACCUACCAAAACUUUAUUAAGAGAUUACACACUAAACCAAUGUUUUUUGUAUGAAAAGUGGACAAACAACAACUUUAAUGAUAAAAAUGAAAUAAACCACUUUAGAAACAUUGUAUUGAACGCGAAAUCAAAGUGUAAUGACAAAUCCAUACACGGAAUUCCCAUUCUACCACCUAAUCCUUUUAAUAUAAUUGCCAUCGACAUUGGCUUAUCCAACUUCUCAUAUGCCAAAAUUCAAAUCGAUUUAAAUAAUCCAAAAAUCCCGCCAACGUUAACAAUGUGGGGGAAGCUAGAUCUAUUUGCCAAGUAUAGAAAACACUUUUAUCCAAAACUAAGCAGAGAAAUGUUUGAAUCAAUGUAUUAUUCUGAAGAUGUUUUAGAGAAAAUAAAAAACACUGAAAAUGGAGUGAAGGAUAAUGAGUUAUGUGAAAAUGAACAACACUCGGGAAAAACAGAAGAAGGAGAAGGGGCAAAUUUGCUCGAUAAUCUUGACAAAAAAAAUCCUAAAAGAAAAUCAAAAUUAAAAGAAAAAACACUUCGAAAAUAUAGAAAUUCAAAAUUAGCGCCCAAAUUUAAUCCAUCCAUCAUAACUUCCGUUUGUAAUGAUUUGGCUGAUUUUUUGGUUCCAAACGAAAGUGAAUAUGCACAUACAGGUAUUGUUGUUGAAUCUCAAAGAAUAAGAACAGGAGGUUCAAGUCAAGUUUUACAGCCCGUCUAUAGAAAUAGUGUUUUCGAAUAUGUUUUAACCAGUACUUUGGAAAAUAGAUUUAAGCCAACAAUCUCAGUUCCUAACCAUUGGGAAUAUACAAAUAAAAAUAGUAUAGUACAUGGUUCUAAUGCUCAAAAAAUGGUUAAUUAUUGGCUUAAAAUUUGCACUGGUAACACCUUAUCUGUUGAUCAAUCCCCAGCACAAAAACAUUUUACCACUGAAGAAGAUCUUAAAUCGGAGGAAAUAUCAUCUAAAUUAAAGAGGAAAACUUUUGUUUGGAAUAUUUUGAAAAAAUCUGUACUAGAAGAAAAUAAAGUCUCUUUUAGUGUACCUGAUGAUGUAAUUUUGCCAUUUCUAAAUAUAUCUGAGCAAUUAAGAGACCAAAUGUUUGAUAAUGAUGUGGAAAGCUUUGGAAACGUGGCUGUUAAAGCAAGAAAAAGUCUCUUUGAUUUAUUGAAAUUGGAUAUACCAACUGCCGGCACACGCAAAGAUGAUGAUUUAGCAGACUCUUUAUUGCAUUGCUUGGCAUGGUCCCAAUGGUUCAGGACUUACCGUUUGCUAGCUAUUACCAUUGUAGGGAAAUCUUUCUUAGUACAAAAGGAAAUCGAUGAUUUAGAAAAAUUGUUAAUUGAUAAUUUCAAUUGCUUUUUGGAAUAUUCCAAAGAUAUGGUUCCUUUAAGCAAAAAAAUAAAAAAGGAAAAUUCAAGUUAA